Cyclocybe aegerita is the source of this 1923-nucleotide messenger RNA. The record is from the annotation of a GenBank genome assembly. Lineage: Eukaryota; Fungi; Basidiomycota; Agaricomycetes; Agaricales; Hemipholiotaceae.
AUGCAUUUCGGCCAUGCAUUUGCCUCGUGUCCUUCUACGAGAUUGGAAGGACAUCUCUACGAUCGUCGUCAUCGGGCCAAGUUGGGAUUUCGCUUACUUUGGGCUGCUUCCAGCGUAGAGGCGUCGACGAAGCGCGGGCCGUUACGUCAAUCGUAUAUUGCAUUGCUUAUUCAAUACACAACACCCGGCCAAUUCUGCACCUUCACCAGCCUACGCUUCUCGACGAUGAUGAACGCCCGCGAAAGCCGCCCCCGUUCCGAAACCUCAAGCCAGGCAGAUACGGCACGUACACUUCCUGAAGCAGAUUCGAAUGCCGAAGCUGUUGCGGCGGACGCUGUGUCGGAAAGCGACAUAAUCAUUGCCGUUAUGGGUCCGACUGGCUCCGGAAAGACGACUUUUAUUAACAUUGCUACUGACUACGACAGCCCUGUCGGCCACGGUCUGCAAUCAUGCACAAGUGAUAUCAACGUCGUUAAAUUAUCUUUCCCGGAGCUGAUUAGCGCCGACAUCUACUUUGUGGACACGCCCGGCUUCGAUGCCACCAACAAGUCAGACCUCGAGGUUCUCGGCCAGAUAUCAGACUGGUUAAAUAACACGUAUCAGAAGAACAUCAGAUUGAGCGGCCUCCUUUAUUUUCAUCGCAUCUCCGACAAUGCCCUGGGUGGGACCUUCACGAAGAAUUUCAAGAUGUUCGACAAAUUAGUUGGAAACCACUUCAAGAACAUCGUUCUCACAACGACCAUGUGGGACGACGUUGACGAGGUCACAGGCGCCGAACGAGAGAAAACCCUCAAGGACGAAUUCUGGAAAUCCCUGAUCGAUCGUGGUUCUCGCACUGCCCGUUUUCUACAGACAAAGGAGUCUGCCUUCGAGGUCAUCGCGCCAAUCCUUGCCGAGGUCAGCAAGCGCGAAACGCUCCUUCUCCAAAAGGAGAUCACCGACCUUGGGUUUGUCUUACGCGAGACCUCUGCUGGAAGGGAGCUUUGUAGCCGUCUAGGUCACCUUGUCCAGAAGCGACAGAAGGAACUUGAUCAGCUUUUAGUGGAGUCCAACAAAGGAACGGUCGAUGGAGACAAGAUGGCUCGCUUGAAGAAUGAAUACAAGGACACCAUGUCGAAGCUGAAGGUCCUUUCCAGUGAUAUGAAGGCGAUGAAGAUACCUAUGGGAGAGCGAUUGACGAGGGCUCUGACUUCGGGUAUUCGGCUACUGAAACAGUGUCCGGAGGGUGCUUAUCACGCAAGACCCCUGAAGAAGUUGACAGAAGCUUCGAAGACCGAUAUCGUCAUCUUCGUUAUGGGGUUAACGAGAUGUGGCAAAAGCAUGUUUAUCCGUAGGGCAAGUGGAUAUCCAUUAGAAACUGGGAGUGAAAGCCGUUUGGAUCCUGUAACGAAAUCAGUGAAGAUGAUCAAGUUCGACGCUCCAUUGCCCAACCUAGGGUCGGACAUGUCCAUCGUCCUGGUAGAGGUCCCAGGUUUUGACUCGCCUGACAAAGGCCCCUCUGAUGGCGAAUUGAUCAAAAGCAUUGGCAACAUGAUGAAGGAAGCUGGGCAAAGAGGUAUCACCGUGCAAGGCGUAAUAUGGAUCCACGACAUAACGAACAACCACGCUUACAAAGGAUUCAGAACCCUCAUCGACCUUUACAAGAUUCACCUUUUCAACGUCUUAUUGGUGACGACCAGAUGGGGGGCGAGCGGCACCACGUCAGAAAGCGAAAACAACGAAAAGGCGCUCAUUGAACCGAGGUGGCUGAAUGGCACCACCUCUACAGCUGGAAGCCCUUUGGGCAAAGAGGGAGAUGAUGUGAUCGGCGAUGCCACUACUUGGAAGAGAAUUGUCCAAGGGGGUACGAACAUUUCCCGGUUUGAUAUGACGCGUGCUUCCGCUUUGAGUGUCUUGGAGAGGUUUAUGGCACCGAAUAAGUAG